This is a messenger RNA of Tuber melanosporum (Perigord truffle), 750 nucleotides long. RefSeq lists its product as uncharacterized. Gene Ontology annotation, biological process: regulation of transcription by RNA polymerase II. Lineage: Eukaryota; Fungi; Ascomycota; Pezizomycetes; Pezizales; Tuberaceae. The transcript has 2 exons. The record is from RefSeq and is a predicted model, not a curated record. Gene Ontology annotation, molecular function: DNA-binding transcription factor activity, RNA polymerase II-specific; RNA polymerase II transcription regulatory region sequence-specific DNA binding. Bases 1 to 750 code for a protein of 249 amino acids.
AUGAGUGAGUUCGCCAGACAGGCACACCCUGAUGCAGCCCACCGGGAACGGUUGGCGAGGGAGAUCCCUGGCUUGAGCCCUCGACAGGUGCAGGUUUGGUUUCAAAAUAGGAGAGCCAAACUGAAACGAAUGAGCAGUGAUGACCGAGAGCGUAUGAUGAAGUCGCGCGCGCUGCCAGAGGAAUUUCCAAUUCUUCAAACGUUGCAGUACGGAGGAGGAAGGAUGAUGGGGACUCCAAUUGCUUCGCCAACUGAAUACUCACCAACAGCUAGCAUGGCUUAUCGUACGGAUCCGCUGCGAAGGAGACACCUCGGAGAAGAUGAGGUUGUCGUAUCGCCCACAACACCGGGGUUUCCAGGGUUGUCGUUCACGCCUACAACUACCUCUGGCGACCUAUUAUCCCCUGCAUCCUCAACUGGAGAGCGGCCUUCUUUCCUCGGAUACAUGGCGGCGCCUCUCGGCCCUCAGCAGCAGCGAGGAAACCCUUUUUCAAGACCCAGGGAUCCGUUUAGGACGCACCCUAGCGUACCGCGGCUCCAACUACAGGAUAUCCCUAGAUCGAUGGCUGAAUCUGCCAGUUCACCUCUGAGAUCUAGCACCCCCUAUUCGGCAAAUACUAUUGACCACAGCGAGUACCAGCUAAGUCCUAGCACAUAUUCUAUGCAAGGAAUGUCAUUCAACGAACCGCCAAGAAGUGUCCCUCCAGAAACACCUCAAAGCCCUUUUGUGCACACCCCACAAGGUACAUAA